Messenger RNA from Fopius arisanus, 3402 nucleotides. Lineage: Eukaryota; Metazoa; Arthropoda; Insecta; Hymenoptera; Braconidae. The record is from RefSeq and is a predicted model, not a curated record.
AUGGAGAACACAUUCCUUGGACUAUCCACCGACAAAACCAUCAAGAUCUUCAACAACUCCGACUACACCCUCCAUUAUCAAUGGAUGAGAUUCCAGAGCCUGGAGGAAGACAACGAGGAACAGCAAAAAUUCGCGGAAAUUUUCACGACUUUAAAAAAGACUGAGGCCCACCGUUACGCCAAUCUCAAAUAUUUCGACAUUUGCGACUCUGAAAUCCACGAAAAAGCGUGUGAGAGAAUCCUCCAAGAUGAAAUAUCCAUCCUCGCCACGGAAACUUUUCCCUUUUCCUCAAAAAAAUUUUUUCUGUCCCCAAUGAGCGGAAAAAUCUGGCCCAGAUGUUCCGCUGAAAUUCUAGUAACAUUCCAGGCCGAAAAAAUCAGUGAAACUUCCAUCACAGCCUUCCUGGAAGUCUCUGGAAGUGAGAAGAGAUUUCCCUUGAAAAUGACUGGAAUUGGGAGAGGGCCAGAGAUUAAACUCAACACUACAACAAUAGAAAUAGACAAGAUAUAUCUCUGCUCCACCCAGAACAUAGAAAUAAUUUGCGCCAACGCAGGAUUCAUCCCUGGCCAUCUACUCUUCAAGGAAAAAUCUCCAGACUUCGGGGCAGUAAUAAAAGUCACUCCGAACUCCCACGAACUCAAUCCAAACGAGUACAAAUCAUUCAAUCUAUCAUUUAUGGCCUCACGGCUCGGGGAUUUUAUUGAGAGAGUAGAUUUUAUUAUCGAGGAAAGUUUAGAAAUAAUUCCGGUGUACAUCAAAGGCCUGAGCAUCUGCCCAAGUCUUCACUUCGAUAAAUCGUCGAUUGAUUUAGGAUCCACGGGCGUAUAUUCCACAUCUAUUGGGGAAGUGAAUCUACAGAAUCAAUCAACGGUUCCCGUCAACUACAGGAUAUCAAUUCUAGACGAGAUUGAAAAACCUGCAUUAAUGCCCAGCGCUUUUCGGCUCUCGAAUGCAUCGAGUAAUGGGUCUACCUCGAGUUCAAUGUCCCAUGAAUUCGUGAUAAGUCCGAAUGAAGGAGUCCUGGAGGCCCAAUCAUCGACGAAAAUAACACUCGAAUUUUCACCAACUGUUCCCAGAGGAAAAAGACAGAAUAAAUUGAGAGUCAAGGUAGAUGGCUCCGAUGGAGUCCACCAGGUCCUGGUGAUUUUUACUCACAGCAAAGUCGCUGUCUUUGACAUUGAACCUAGUGGUGUCAAUCUUCGGUCUUGUCUCAUUAAUUUUCCGUAUACCAUUUCCUUCAGUAUUAAAAAUACUUCGGAUGUCGAUGGGUUCUGUUAUUUCCCGAGGCAAUCUUGCUCAGAGAGAUGUGGAAUGUUUUAUUCGUUGUCUAGGAGUGGGUGGCAUUUGAAACCCGGAGAAUCCAAGAAAGCCUCGAUCACGUUGAUCACUAGAUUAAUUGGACAGCAACCAAUGGAGUUGUGUUUAUUGACACGCGGGGGAAAAAUCCAAAAAUACUUUCCGAUCAUCUGCGAGGGACAGGGUCCUUUGAUUUCGGUAGAACCCACUCACCUCGACUUCGGGGAUGUCCACGUUCUUGAGUCCACGACGAAGCGCCUGAAAAUCAUCAAUGAUUCUCCGAUUGCUGGAGAUUUUAGAGCUUUUUUGAGAAAUAAGACAUCACCCUGGAGGGUGUCUAUCUCAACUGGAGGAAUUCCACCUUUAAAGUCCACAGAAUUCGAUGUUGAAUUAUUGAUGAGAGAUCCAGGAAUUCAUUCCGAUAAACUCAUCCUUGAGAUUCUGCACAGGCCUGCAAUCGUUGUGGGAUUAUCCGCGAUCGGAAUUGGAUCCUCCAUUAUUUUAGAGCCUGUCAUCUUCCCGGAAUUACACUUUGGAAUUUUAUUGACGCAUCAAGAGAAUAUUCGUGAAAUAACGAUUAAGAAUAAAGGGAGUAAAGUGCAGAAAUUAUAUUUUUCCAAUAAUCCGGAAAUAAAAAACGUCAAGAGUCCACCGACGUCAUCAUUUUUUUGCAUCGAUCCAUUUACAUUUGAGUUGGAGCCCGAGGCAACUCAACAGAUCAGGAUUAUCGCUCAAUCUGAAAUACCCGGAGAUAUCCUGGAACACUGGUGGAUUUAUAAUUUAGCUGAAGGCCAACGAAAGAGAGAAAUCCUCGGCGAGAGUGUCUUCUCGACAACUUUCGUUGCUCCAAAAAUUAAAGUGAACAAAAAAUUGCUCAAUUUUUUUGUAAAUGUAGGAAUCGAUGACGAGAGCUCUGGAAAAGUGCUGACAAAUUAUUUGGAAGUUAAUAAUACUUCGGGUUUAAUGGUGCACAUUAAAAUUUCAACUUGUGGAAGAUUUCGAAUUAUCGGUGAGGAGGAAGUGGGAGAUCGCAUGAUCAAUAUUGUGAUCUAUGAUAAUGAGACUAGAUUGAUUGGAAUUUUUUUCCAACCAGAGGAACAAAAUGAUUUACUCUUUUCAAAGUCUUAUGAAGGAAGAGUGACGAUUGAGUUCGAUGGAGGCUCCAGUGGCAUCAAUAUCAGGUGUAAAGCUGCUGUGAAUUAUCCUACUAUCACUCUUCCUUCAAAAGAACUUGAGUUUGAUGCCACUCUCGGUGCUAGCUGUGAGAGAAUUUUAAUUAUGAAAAAUGAAGGACCAGUUCCCGUUCAUUUCAAUCUUCUCUGGGACGAAAAUAACAUGCGUAAGGUUUUCAUCGAAGACCGGAGGCUUUCAGAAUUAUCUGCCACUAAUUCUCAAGAAUUUUUCGAAUAUAAUGCGAACGAACAUGAAAAACUCGAUGAAGUGAGGGAAGAAUCUAUCGACGAAUUAUUGAGAAUCUCCAAAACCGAAGGAAUUAUUCCGCCGAAUGAGGAAGAGAUGAUUGCCCUAGAUUUUUCAGCGAGGCGUCCGAUGACUGUCCAAACUCAAUUAAUUUGUCGAGUCCUCGGCGGUCCGAAUGAAAUCAUCAAAAUUGAGGCGAGAACUGAUUUCGUAAGGUACCAUUUAAACACAAAAAAAAUAGACUUUGGCUACCAGAAUGUCUUGAAUAAAGUGCAUGAGUCAAUAAUGGUGAAUAAUUCAUGUGAGAUGAAUCUUCAUUUCAAAGUGGAUCACAGAGGACAAUUAAUUCAUCAAUUACUGAUCAUCUACAAUUAUUCACCCCUGAGACUGUCGAUUAAAAUGAAACCCCCAGGGAAGAAGAAUUAUUUAUCUAGAUAUGGAAUAAUGGCGAAAUUCCGGGACCAGGAAAUUUUGAUGCCUCGAGAAUUUUGCAAGCUCGACAUCAAUAUCAAUCCUCCAACUGAUAUUUUUCAUGAAAAUACUAAAAAAAUCAAGAGGAAAAUCUAUUUAGAAGUGGCGAACAGCUACACAAUUCCCAUCUCCAUCAUUGGAACUAUCACAUCUCCAAUAUUAAAAUUGGAUAGAAAUAUUUUGAAUUUUGGAGACGUAAUUCUUGGAAAUUGUAAA